GAACAACUCACCUAACCUCUUCUCUCUCCCUCUCCCUCUCCCCGUCUCUCUCCUCUCUCUUUUCUCCGCUUUCUCUCUCUACAUGGACCCAGCACCACCCCCACCGCUCCCUCCACCACCGCCACCUCAACCUCCGGCAGCCUCCGAGGCACACGUAGCUCAUGCCGCCAACCCUACCCCUAGCCACGGACCACCGCACAACCACCCGCCCUACGCCGAGAUGAUAACAACGGCAAUUGGGGCUUUGAAUGAGAGAACGGGGUCGAGUAAGAAAGCUAUAGCGAAGUACAUAGAAAGAACUUUCGGUGACUUGCCGCCGAGUCAUCCGGCGUUGUUGACUCACCAUCUAAAGAGAUUGAGAAGCAGUGGUCAAGUUGUGAUGGUGAAACACUCCUACAUGCUCCCCAGAUCUGGAGAUGAUGCUCACGCUCUCCCCCUUCAUCCUGGGCCUGUCUCUGGGCCCAAGAGGGGUCGUGGCCGGCCCCCCAAGCCCAAGAUCCCCGUCCAGCCCACUUCGGAGUCGGUGCUCGUGGCUGUGGGGUUGGUAGAUGGGCCCGUGGUGCCGAAGAGGGGCCCUGGGCGUCCGCCUAAGUCUGGUGGUGUGCGUGGGCCGAGGCCGAAGUCGUUAGAUGGACCCAAAAGGAGGCCUGGCCGUCCACCCAAGGCCCAGUUGGGUGGGGUGAUUCCUGGCGGGGUGCCGAGGGAGCGGCCCAGGACGGCAGGUGUUACUAAGGUGAAGGUGUCCGGGAGGCCACGUGGUAGGCCGCCGAAGAUUCUGACUGUUGGUGCCGGCGUCGGUGGAGGUCUCUCUGUGAAACGGCGGGGCCGGCCUCCUAAGGCUGACGGACCGAAGAGGCCCAAGAAGCUUACUGGAAGGCCAGUAGGCCGGCCCAGAAAGAAACUUGCAACUGGGGAAAUUCUGCCAGCUGCUUCCGAACAACCAGUGGCAGAGUGGAUGAACUACGAGGAUCUUAAGCAAAAACUGGAGCACAUUCAAGGAAAGAUCAAACUGUCUGUCGGUGUGCUAAGGACCCAGUUCAGCGAGAACAAUGUGACUGCGAUGUCAGCAUUACAGGAGUUGGAAGACCUGGCAACUAUGGACAUUAGUGCGCCACUAAAUAUCGAAGGUCAGCUGUUCUUUGGAAAUUGAGAGAAGAUGUGAUGUGCAGGGAUGGAGGACCCAACCUCAAUGUGACACCAAGAGCUGGAGGGGGGAGUAGUUUAACAAAGAGCUCAGGGAAAGGUUCAGGCAAGAGGUGAGAAAAAUGGAUGCGGUCUAAUGGUCAAGAAUGGAGAUUAACAUGAGGUUGGUGGUUGGUGCCACUUAUGGGAUGCCCAUGAGUCAUGUUGUAUCUGAACUGAUUUUGAACUAAUUUGGAGACUUUUGUAAUGUGGGACUUGUCGAAUUGAAGAGCAAUGACAGGCUUCAUCGCCCUUUCUUUCUUCUUCUUCA
Molecule: messenger RNA, 1453 nt
Organism: Vitis riparia (riverbank grape)
Lineage: Eukaryota; Viridiplantae; Streptophyta; Magnoliopsida; Vitales; Vitaceae
Product: HMG-Y-related protein A-like
Exons: 4
Coding region: 83-1150 (355 amino acids)
Biological process (GO): nucleosome assembly; chromosome condensation; negative regulation of DNA recombination
Cellular component (GO): nucleosome; nucleolus; nucleus
Molecular function (GO): nucleosomal DNA binding; double-stranded DNA binding
Source: RefSeq, a predicted model, not a curated record